Molecule: messenger RNA, 2349 nt
Organism: Taeniopygia guttata (zebra finch)
Lineage: Eukaryota; Metazoa; Chordata; Aves; Passeriformes; Estrildidae
Gene: PKIA
Product: cAMP-dependent protein kinase inhibitor alpha
Biological process (GO): negative regulation of protein kinase activity
Molecular function (GO): cAMP-dependent protein kinase inhibitor activity
Source: RefSeq, a predicted model, not a curated record
GCCUCUGCAAGGACCUUAAUUUAAACCUUGCUCUUAUUUUCUCUGACCCUGACAAACAUCUUUCUCUUUAUCACAAUUCUGAACUGACACGCUGCUCUCUGUAGAUGCAACUGCUGCUGAACAUGCUAAGGUGAACAAGAGAGAAAAAAGAAUAAGAGGUACUGCUAUGUGGAUAUUUGUUAGCAAUGACUGAUGUGGAAUCUACAUAUGCAGACUUUAUUGCUUCAGGAAGAACAGGUAGAAGAAAUGCAUUACAUGACAUCCUUGUGUCCUCUCCGGGUGGGAACUCUAGUGAACUAGCCUUAAAGUUAUCAGAGCUUGAUAUAAAUAAAACAGAAGGAGAAGGAGAUGCACAACGAAAUCCAAGUGAGCAAACUGGGGAGGCCCAAGGGGAGGCAGCAAAGCAAGAAAGCUGACAUCCGACUUUGACCGAGUGGAGCAGCUGCUGGAUGUUUUCAGGCUACAAGAGUGUGCUGGAACAAAUUUGUUUCUAUGAGCAAGCUGGUAGAAAAGAAAGUGCAUGUGUCUUCACUGCUGGAACCCACUCAACACAAUGCUAAAAAUCUGGGUACAAGCUGUGACAGAAGACAGAAUUUUCUCUACCUCUGUCAUUAGCAAUGGUUGAACAUGUAUUGAUUUUUUGGGAUAGUGUCAUCAGAUGGAUCCCUUCAUAAUGACUACUCGAUGGGAGCACUUUUAGAAAGUAGAACAGGUAAAUCUUGUAGCAAAUGGCCUUUGAAGCAUCAGAGGAUCUAAUUGUGUAUCUUAAGCAAAGUCUUGUGUGAUCCUCAGAGUUUAAAAUUCUCUGGCCAAAGUGUUUGCCCAUUAUAAGAACUGUAAAGAAAGCACUGUUUUUAGAACUUUGCAUCUGUUUUACAGCUCUGUUAUUUACAAUGGUUUUGUAUUGUACGACUUAAAUGCUCCACACUGCCCCUUCUCAACUGCUUAUGAAGAAUAUUUCUGUUACUGUGAAUUUUUCUACCACACGUUUUGAAAGGGCUGGUUUUUUGCAUAAGGUGGUGAUGUGCAUAUGAUAGAUCUAAACGUCAACCGCUAAAUUGAUUAUGCCUAAACCCAAAUGACUCAGCAACAAGUAACACUCUAAUUUGUUACUAGAUGAGCCUUCAAAACGAUUUGUUAAUGUGAAUACUUGAGCGUGUGUUGUGUCCUUGGUACAGUUCUGCCACUCGCCUGUAGUUAGUUGCAUAUCAGAGACUCAAAUUGGAUCUUUUACGUUAUUCUUCCCCAUUUUUCUAAUUUUGGUCCCAAUUUCUUAAUCUUUCUCUGAGAUAUUUUUUUAAAAUGUUAUUCCGAGUAUUUUAUUGUUAUGGUAGUUUUAAGGAUACAUUUAUAACCUUAUAUGGGUUAAAAUUCAAAUGAAUUCCAUGGUGCUAGAGGUUUUCCUGAUUCACAUUGUAAAAGAUAGGCCUUGUUUACGCAUGGGAGAAUAACUGGCAUAGGUUAUUGCCAAUUAUGUAUUCUGAAAUGAGUUGUAGAAUGCAGUAUAGUCCAAUAGGUGGCUUCUGGGCUGGAUCCAGCCGGGGAUUGGAUUUUUACUAUUCCUUGCCUUUGCCUCAGUUGACCAGGCUGUUGAGUUUGCAUGGCCACUAGCCUGCUACUGAUGCACCAGAACAGCCAAGUGCUAGAAUCUUCUACAGUAGCCUUGUGGCUUGGAGUUGGAAAGGGAGGUGAGAGACUUGGCAUCUAGCACCCAAAGACUAAGAUUUUUUCCCACUUCAUCUAUUCCAAAAUGACAGUCCAAACUGGGCCUUCAUCAAAAUACCAGGAUAGCUUGUCCAUCCAGGACAUUACUUAAAAUAUCUACGACUUAAUAACCUGUUCUGCAGUAGCUAUUGCUAAUUGAUUUGUUUUUCCCCCUUGCCCUGCCCCAAUACACAAGGCCAUACAUGAGGCUGAAUGCUGCAAAAUGGGGCAGCCACACCUCUGUGUGACUAAGGUGAGUGAAGAGAGUGACUGAUAGUAAACCAUGGCAAUCACACAAGCACCAAUCACAAGGUCAGAAGAUUUGUUUUCUUUUAUUAAUAGGAGGUGAUGUCACUUUAUAUAUAGUAUAUAUAUAUUAUAUAUAUUUUUGUGUUGUUGGUUUCAAAUGUUAUGCACUUUUUAAUGUUUGUAAACUUUUACUAAUGAAUAGUGUGAUUGCUUCCUGAAUAUAUUAAUCAUCAGUUAACAAAACAUCUUUGUGGCCACAGCUGUUUGUUUCUACCAUAUGUAUCAUAGUACUUGUCACCUGAAAAUUUUUUGUGAGAUAUAUGGAGGAAAAAAAACCCACUUCUGAUCAGUAUUAUGAGAUCAUUUAUUAGUGUUAAUAAAAACAAGCCAGCCGUA